AUGGCUACUCCAGGAGAACUGCAACGAUCAGUGGCAGGUUGCGGUAUUCUUAUAUGGUCAGUAUAUCGCAUCUACUCGAUCGACAGGUUUAAGUCCAUACGUUGGAAACGUCUUCGGCGUCUCGAGGUUAAAGGCGUAACAACCGUACUCUUUUUUAUUGCUUUAAUAUUGCAAAUAUUAUGCGAUGCUGCGAGUGUUACAAUCAGAUACAAAGAAGGUCUUACAAUGCAAGAUGAUGGCACAGUAGUCUCAAAGCCUGAUGAGUUGUACGACGAGGAAGACAAGCGUAUAAUAACUGUGUCUCGGUAUCUUAUCAUGAUAGUUUAUGCUAUCGAAACAGCUUCCGUGCUAUUAAUGCAAAACUUUUGGAAUUAUUUGACCAAGAGAAUAAUCCGCAAGACUUUUAUAAAUAGUGUGCAUUUCAAAGUCAAUUACGCUUUUGCUUUUGGAGCUCUCCUGGGAUUUCCUUUGAUUCCCUAUAUUUUGAAAGACAAACCAAUAUUACUUGUGGCUGUGCCAAGGAUAUUUGCUGUAGCCGUCAAUAUUCCAAUUAUACUUUAUGGAAUAAGAGCAGAUUUUAGGUUUAAUGAAUUGGUCGACGAAGCCCGGGGAAUUCUUGGUGACCAAUUUAUAAUAAACAAGAUAAAUUACUACAGAAAUCUAAACCGACAAUUUAUCCUUGCCAUGAUUUUUUCUAUUAUUCCGGCAUUCAUUCAGUCAAUUGACCGAUUAACAAGCCAACAUACGAUUGAAAAUAACCAAUUUAUAGCCGAUUUAUUGUCAACUAUAUCUAAUUUUGCUCUAAUUCUUGACGCUAUUACAAUUGUAUACAUCUUUUAUCCGCGUAAAGAAUUUAGUGGAAACUCGAUAAAUUUAUCUAGAGAGACAUUUUCGCUCAACAUGAUGACGUCGUUUCAGAUGCCAAAAAAACCCAGCCCAUCCGGCUCUUACCAAACCGACGAAACAGUUAACGUUGAUAUAGAGGAAGCCGAUAUACAAAAGACGUUAACGCCGCCAAAAAGCAAAGAAGACUUACUUUGUGUUUAUAACCAAAACGGGGAGGGUACAAACAUACGAUGGAGCACUGGUACAUAUAACACGAGUACAAAAUCAAAUCAGUCAUUUAAACGUUUUAGCACGGAUUGUUCUACAUCAAGAGAAGCAGUUACUAUACAAGAUAAAAAACGUAGACGCAGCAAUGAAGGAACUAAAGCAACAAAUGAAUCGAGUGAUAAAUUGCCUACGAUAACUAUUGAGGAAAUUUCAAACGUUCUAAUAGUCGAAGUCGAUGAAGCAGUGCUUCAUGAAUAA
Molecule: messenger RNA, 1311 nt
Organism: Paraglomus brasilianum
Lineage: Eukaryota; Fungi; Glomeromycota; Glomeromycetes; Paraglomerales; Paraglomeraceae
Source: the annotation of a GenBank genome assembly